AUGUCGUUCGAGAGCGUCAUGCCGCCGUACAACGCCACGGACCCGUCGGCCUCCUUCCUCAACUCCUCUUGCCUAGACUUCCUGCUCAUCGAGCUGGUACCCCUAGCCUUCCGCGUGACGAGGGAGCUCGAUGCGGUGCCGGCAGGCGACGCGGCGAGCGGUACGGGCGCAGAUGCGCUUUCCAGUGCCGGCGGUGGUGCGUCGGCGGACGCGUUGUCGUCUGUGAGCCAUAGCCAGGGCGGAGGUGCAGCCGGUGGCAGUGCCGGUGGCCUUGCGCCGUCGAGCGCUGGGGGCGCGACGGGGGACGGCACAGCGCGGAAGAUGGACGAGGACGAGGAGCGGGAUGCCGUCUUCUACCGGCUUGAGACGUUAGGGUAUCGUGUCGGGCAGGGCCUUGUGGAGAGAUUCUCAAGAGACCGGCCGCGGUUCAACGACACGCUCGACGUCAUCAAGUUCGUCUGCAAGGACCUCUGGUCACUGGUGUUUAGGAAACAGGUGGACAACCUCAAGACGAAUCACAGGGGCGUCUACGUGCUGACGGACAACUCGUUCAAGCCGUUCUCGAGAAUGAGCACAGAAACCGGCGGACAGGCCGUUGUACGGGCACAACCGUUCCUCUGGUUCCCCUGCGGAAUCGUGCGCGGAGCCCUGGCGGCGUUAGGGAUCAACGCCACCGUCCAGGCCGAGACGAACGAGCUGCCGGCCGCCAUCUUUCAGAUCAAGACACUGCCGUCGAGUACAUAA
Messenger RNA from Colletotrichum spaethianum, 744 nucleotides. RefSeq names its product trans-aconitate 2-methyltransferase. The coding region runs from base 1 to 744 and encodes 247 amino acids. NCBI's taxonomy places the organism in Eukaryota, Fungi, Ascomycota, Sordariomycetes, Glomerellales, Glomerellaceae. The record is from RefSeq and is a predicted model, not a curated record. Gene Ontology annotation, cellular component: cis-Golgi network; trans-Golgi network; TRAPP complex. Gene Ontology annotation, biological process: regulation of GTPase activity; endoplasmic reticulum to Golgi vesicle-mediated transport. The transcript is spliced from 4 exons.